CAACGAGGCCCUCAUCCACAUGGUACUGGCACGGGCAUGCCAGGUUCAGCAUCUUCAGGCCCUAACGCUUCAUUAAACCCCGUCCCCACACAUCCCCAAGCAUUUCAAAGCACUUAUAUCUCACGAUUAAGAACGGGUUCAACGUUGUUAUUACAACCCAGCAAUAUAACACCUUCAUCUUCUUCGGUGAAUGCUUCUUCGUUGUUGACGACAAGUGGGAGGAGAAGAGGUGUGAUUAACUAUGCGGAAGGCGAUGAUGAUGAUGAUAAUUUUGGGAUGGAGAGUGAUGAUGAUGAGGAGUUUACGGCUAUUGGGGAGAGAGGUGGGAAGAGGAGAGGUGGGAGUGGGACGGGUGGGAGGAGUGGCAGUGUGCCUGGGAGCGCAGGUGGUGCUGGGGGAGGUGGGGGAAGUGGCAGUCGAGUCGGUUCUCCGGGUGCCAGUGUCAAUGGCCCUGUGAGGGCUGAGCUGGACAAGAGUUAUUUGGGGAUGAUACCUCCUAGUAGGUUUGUCUCGAGUAAGUGGGUCAGCAAGACGAGGCAUGAAUAUCCCCCACUUGAUCAAGUCGAGAAAGCCGCCCAGGCGCGUGAGAUCCUGAUCCCAAUUCGUAUCGACCUUGACACGGAGACCCAUCGGAUUCGUGACAGCUUCAUGUGGAAUCUCAACGGUUCGUGGGUCUGGAUAUUCUCAUCUGGACACUAAAGUUCAUCAUUUUAUUUUAUUUCGCUUUUCACUCCUAUCGUUGUUCUUUUUACAGAGGGAAUCCUAACCCCCGAGAUGUUUGCUCGUAUUUUCUGCCAAGACCUCGAACUACCAACGAUUCCGUUUGUGGAUCAAGUGGCAGGUGCUAUACGAGCUCAGCUGGAAGA
Molecule: messenger RNA, 866 nt
Organism: Cantharellus anzutake
Lineage: Eukaryota; Fungi; Basidiomycota; Agaricomycetes; Cantharellales; Hydnaceae
Exons: 2
Coding region: 37-699 (220 amino acids)
Biological process (GO): chromatin remodeling
Cellular component (GO): nuclear chromosome
Source: RefSeq, a predicted model, not a curated record